Messenger RNA from Vanderwaltozyma polyspora DSM 70294, 11658 nucleotides. RefSeq lists its product as uncharacterized. NCBI's taxonomy places the organism in Eukaryota, Fungi, Ascomycota, Saccharomycetes, Saccharomycetales, Saccharomycetaceae. The record is from RefSeq and is a predicted model, not a curated record. The transcript has a single exon. The annotation marks the transcript as partial.
GAGCACACUUCUGAUGAAGAGGAAUUGACUACUGUUACUUACACUUCCACCGACUCUGAAGGUAAUGUCACCACUGGUGUUACUACUUACCCAGUUCAUAACACUUCCGAUGAAGAGGAAUUGACUACUGCUACUUACACUUCCACCGACUCUGAAGGUAAUGUCACCACUGGUGUUACUACUUACCCAGUUCAUAACGCUUCUGAUGAAGAGGAAUUGACUACUGCAACUUACACUUCCACCGACUCUGAAGGUAAUGUCACCACUGGUGUUACUACUUACCCAGUUGAGCACACUUCCGAUGAAGAGGAACUAACUACUGCUACUUACACUUCCACCGACUCUGAAGGUAAUGUCACCACUGGUGUUACUACUUACCCAGUUGAGCACACUUCCGAUGAAGAGGAAUUGACUACUGCUACUUACACUUCCACCGACUCUGAAGGUAAUGUCACCACUGGUGUUACUACUUACCCAGUUGAGCACACUUCCGAUGAAGAGGAAUUGACUACUGCUACUUACACUUCCACCGACUCUGAAGGUAAUGUCACCACUGGUGUUACUACUUACCCAGUUGAGCACACUUCCGAUGAAGAGGAAUUGACUACUGCUACUUACACUUCCACCGACUCUGAAGGUAAUGUCACCACUGGUGUUACUACUUACCCAGUUGAGCACACUUCUGAUGAAGAGGAAUUGACUACUGCUACUUACACUUCCACCGACUCUGAAGGUAAUGUCACCACUGGUGUUACUACUUACCCAGUUCAUAACACUUCCGAUGAAGAGGAAUUGACUACUGCUACUUACACUUCCACCGACUCUGAAGGUAAUGUCACCACUGGUGUUACUACUUACCCAGUUCAUAACGCUUCUGAUGAAGAGGAAUUGACUACUGCAACUUACACUUCCACCGACUCUGAAGGUAAUGUCACCACUGGUGUUACUACUUACCCAGUUCAGCACACUUCCGAUGAAGAGGAACUAACUACUGCUACUUACACUUCCACCGACUCUGAAGGUAAUGUCACCACUGGUGUUACUACUUACCCAGUUGAGCACACUUCCGAUGAAGAGGAAUUGACUACUGCUACUUACACUUCCACCGACUCUGAAGGUAAUGUCACCACUGGUGUUACUACUUACCCAGUUCAUAACAUUUCCGAUGGAGAGGAAUUGACUACUGCUACUUACACUUCCACCGACUCUGAAGGUAAUGUCACCACUGGUGUUACUACUUACCCAGUUGAGCACACUUCCGAUGAAGAGGAAUUGACUACUGCUACUUACACUUCCACCGACUCUGAAGGUAAUGUCACCACUGGUGUUACUACUUACCCAGUUGAGCACACUUCAGAUGAAGAGGAAUUGACUACUGCUACUUACACUUCCACCGACUCUGAAGGUAAUGUCACCACUGGUGUUACUACUUACCCAGUUGAGCACACUUCCGAUGAAGAGGAAUUGACUACUGCUACUUACACUUCCACCGACUCUGAAGGUAAUGUCACCACUGGUGUUACUACUUACCCAGUUGAGCACACUUCAGAUGAAGAGGAAUUGACUACUGCUACUUACACUUCCACCGACUCUGAAGGUAAUGUCACCACUGGUGUUACUACUUACCCAGUUGAGCACACUUCUGAUGAAGAGGAACUAACUACUGCUACUUACACUUCCACCGACUCUGAAGGUAAUGUCACCACUGGUGUUACUACUUACCCAGUUGAGCACACUUCAGAUGAAGAGGAAUUGACUACUGCUACUUACACUUCCACCGACUCUGAAGGUAAUGUCACCACUGGUGUUACUACUUACCCAGUUGAGCACACUUCAGAUGAAGAGGAACUAACUACUGCUACUUACACUUCCACCGACUCUGAAGGUAAUGUCACCACUGGUGUUACUACUUACCCAGUUCAUAACACUUCCGAUGAAGAGGAAUUGACUACUGCUACUUACACUUCCACCGACUCUGAAGGUAAUGUCACCACUGGUGUUACUACUUACCCAGUUCAUAACACUUCCGAUGAAGAGGAAUUGACUACUGCUACUUACACUUCCACCGACUCUGAAGGUAAUGUCACCACUGGUGUUACUACUUACCCAGUUCAUAACACUUCCGAUGAAGAGGAAUUGAGUACUGCUACUUACACUUCCACCGACUCUGAAGGUAAUGUCACCACUGGUGUUACUACUUACCCAGUUGAGCACACUUCUGAUGAAGAGGAAUUGACUACUGUUACUUACACUUCCACCGACUCUGAAGGUAAUGUCACCACUGGUGUUACUACUUACCCAGUUCAUAACACUUCCGAUGAAGAGGAAUUGACUACUGCUACUUACACUUCCACCGACUCUGAAGGUAAUGUCACCACUGGUGUUACUACUUACCCAGUUGAGCACACUUCAGAUGAAGAGGAACUAACUACUGCUACUUACACUUCCACCGACUCUGAAGGUAAUGUCACCACUGGUGUUACUACUUACCCAGUUCAGCACACUUCCGAUGAAGAGGAAUUGACUACUGCUACUUACACUUCCACCGACUCUGAAGGUAAUGUCACCACUGGUGUUACUACUUACCCAGUUCAUAACACUUCCGAUGAAGAGGAAUUGAGUACUGCUACUUACACUUCCACCGACUCUGAAGGUAAUGUCACCACUGGUGUUACUACUUACCCAGUUGAGCACACUUCUGAUGAAGAGGAAUUGACUACUGUUACUUACACUUCCACCGACUCUGAAGGUAAUGUCACCACUGGUGUUACUACUUACCCAGUUCAUAACACUUCCGAUGAAGAGGAAUUGACUACUGCUACUUACACUUCCACCGACUCUGAAGGUAAUGUCACCACUGGUGUUACUACUUACCCAGUUGAGCACACUUCAGAUGAAGAGGAACUAACUACUGCUACUUACACUUCCACCGACUCUGAAGGUAAUGUCACCACUGGUGUUACUACUUACCCAGUUGAGCACACUUCCGAUGAAGAGGAACUAACUACUGCUACUUACACUUCCACCGACUCUGAAGGUAAUGUUACCACUGGUGUUACUACUUACCCAGUUGAGCACACUUCUGAUGAAGAGGAACUAACUACUGCUACUUACACUUCCACCGACUCUGAAGGUAAUGUCACCACUGGUGUUACUACUUACCCAGUUCAUAACGCUUCCGAUGAAGAGGAAUUGACUACUGCUACUUACACUUCCACCGACUCUGAAGGUAAUGUCACCACUGGUGUUACUACUUACCCAGUUCAGCACACUUCCGAUGAAGAGGAAUUGACUACUGCUACUUACACUUCCACCGACUCUGAAGGUAAUGUCACCACUGGUGUUACUACUUACCCAGUUGAGCACACUUCAGAUGAAGAGGAAUUGACUACUGCUACUUACACUUCCACCGACUCUGAAGGUAAUGUCACCACUGGUGUUACUACUUACCCAGUUGAGCACACUUCAGAUGAAGAGGAACUAACUACUGCUACUUACACUUCCACCGACUCUGAAGGUAAUGUCACCACUGGUGUUACUACUUACCCAGUUCAGCACACUUCCGAUGAAGAGGAAUUGACUACUGCUACUUACACUUCCACCGACUCUGAAGGUAAUGUCACCACUGGUGUUACUACUUACCCAGUUGAGCACACUUCCGAUGAAGAGGAACUAACUACUGCAACUUACACUUCCACCGACUCUGAAGGUAAUGUCACCACUGGUGUUACUACUUACCCAGUUCAUAACACUUCCGAUGAAGAGGAAUUGAUUACUGCUACUUACACUUCCACCGACUCUGAAGGUAAUGUCACCACUGGUGUUACUACUUACCCAGUUCAUAACGCUUCCGAUGAAGAGGAAUUGACUACUGCUACUUACACUUCCACCGACUCUGAAGGUAAUGUCACCACUGGUGUUACUACUUACCCAGUUCAUAACACUUCCGAUGAAGAGGAAUUGACUACUGCUACUUACACUUCCACCGACUCUGAAGGUAAUGUCACCACUGGUGUUACUACUUACCCAGUUGAGCACACUUCCGAUGAAGAGGAACUAACUACUGCUACUUACACUUCCACCGACUCUGAAGGUAAUGUCACCACUGGUGUUACUACUUACCCAGUUGAGCACACUUCAGAUGAAGAGGAACUAACUACUGCUACUUACACUUCCACCGACUCUGAAGGUAAUGUCACCACUGGUGUUACUACUUACCCAGUUCAGCACACUUCCGAUGAAGAGGAAUUGACUACUGCUACUUACACUUCCACCGACUCUGAAGGUAAUGUCACCACUGGUGUUACUACUUACCCAGUUCAUAACACUUCCGAUGAAGAGGAAUUGAGUACUGCUACUUACACUUCCACCGACUCUGAAGGUAAUGUCACCACUGGUGUUACUACUUACCCAGUUGAGCACACUUCUGAUGAAGAGGAAUUGACUACUGUUACUUACACUUCCACCGACUCUGAAGGUAAUGUCACCACUGGUGUUACUACUUACCCAGUUCAUAACACUUCCGAUGAAGAGGAAUUGACUACUGCUACUUACACUUCCACCGACUCUGAAGGUAAUGUCACCACUGGUGUUACUACUUACCCAGUUGAGCACACUUCAGAUGAAGAGGAACUAACUACUGCUACUUACACUUCCACCGACUCUGAAGGUAAUGUCACCACUGGUGUUACUACUUACCCAGUUGAGCACACUUCCGAUGAAGAGGAACUAACUACUGCUACUUACACUUCCACCGACUCUGAAGGUAAUGUCACCACUGGUGUUACUACUUACCCAGUUGAGCACACUUCAGAUGAAGAGGAACUAACUACUGCUACUUACACUUCCACCGACUCUGAAGGUAAUGUCACCACUGGUGUUACUACUUACCCAGUUGAGCACACUUCCGAUGAAGAGGAAUUGACUACUGCUACUUACACUUCCACCGACUCUGAAGGUAAUGUCACCACUGGUGUUACUACUUACCCAGUUGAGCACACUUCAGAUGAAGAGGAAUUAACUACUGCUACUUACACUUCCACCGACUCUGAAGGUAAUGUCACCACUGGUGUUACUACUUACCCAGUUGAGCACACUUCCGAUGAAGAGGAACUAACUACUGCAACUUACACUUCCACCGACUCUGAAGGUAAUGUCACCACUGGUGUUACUACUUACCCAGUUCAUAACACUUCCGAUGAAGAGGAAUUGACUACUGCUACUUACACUUCCACCGACUCUGAAGGUAAUGUCACCACUGGUGUUACUACUUACCCAGUUGAGCACACUUCUGAUGAAGAGGAAUUGACUACUGCUACUUACACUUCCACCGACUCUGAAGGUAAUGUCACCACUGGUGUUACUACUUACCCAGUUGAGCACACUUCUGAUGAAGAGGAACUAACUACUGCUACUUACACUUCCACCGACUCUGAAGGUAAUGUCACCACUGGUGUUACUACUUACCCAGUUGAGCACACUUCAGAUGAAGAGGAACUAACUACUGCUACUUACACUUCCACCGACUCUGAAGGUAAUGUCACCACUGGUGUUACUACUUACCCAGUUCAUAACACUUCCGAUGAAGAGGAAUUGACUACUGCUACUUACACUUCCACCGACUCUGAAGGUAAUGUCACCACUGGUGUUACUACUUACCCAGUUGAGCACACUUCAGAUGAAGAGGAACUAACUACUGCUACUUACACUUCCACCGACUCUGAAGGUAAUGUCACCACUGGUGUUACUACUUACCCAGUUGAGCACACUUCAGAUGAAGAGGAACUAACUACUGCUACUUACACUUCCACCGACUCUGAAGGUAAUGUCACCACUGGUGUUACUACUUACCCAGUUGAGCACACUUCUGAUGAAGAGGAAUUGACUACUGCUACUUACACUUCCACCGACUCUGAAGGUAAUGUCACCACUGGUGUUACUACUUACCCAGUUGAGCACACUUCAGAUGAAGAGGAACUAACUACUGCUACUUACACUUCCACCGACUCUGAAGGUAAUGUCACCACUGGUGUUACUACUUACCCAGUUGAGCACACUUCCGAUGAAGAGGAAUUGACUACUGCUACUUACACUUCCACCGACUCUGAAGGUAAUGUCACCACUGGUGUUACUACUUACCCAGUUCAUAACGCUUCCGAUGAAGAGGAAUUGACUACUGCUACUUACACUUCCACCGACUCUGAAGGUAAUGUCACCACUGGUGUUACUACUUACCCAGUUCAUAACACUUCCGAUGAAGAGGAAUUGACUACUGCUACUUACACUUCCACCGACUCUGAAGGUAAUGUCACCACUGGUGUUACUACUUACCCAGUUGAGCACACUUCUGAUGAAGAGGAAUUGACUACUGCUACUUACACUUCCACCGACUCUGAAGGUAAUGUCACCACUGGUGUUACUACUUACCCAGUUGAGCACACUUCUGAUGAAGAGGAACUAACUACUGCUACUUACACUUCCACCGACUCUGAAGGUAAUGUCACCACUGGUGUUACUACUUACCCAGUUGAGCACACUUCUGAUGAAGAGGAACUAACUACUGUUACUUACACUUCCACCGACUCUGAAGGUAAUGUCACCACUGGUGUUACUACUUACCCAGUUCAUAACACUUCCGAUGAAGAGGAAUUGACUACUGCUACUUACACUUCCACCGACUCUGAAGGUAAUGUCACCACUGGUGUUACUACUUACCCAGUUGAGCACACUUCUGAUGAAGAGGAAUUGACUACUGUUACUUACACUUCCACCGACUCUGAAGGUAAUGUCACCACUGGUGUUACUACUUACCCAGUUCAUAACACUUCCGAUGAAGAGGAAUUGACUACUGCUACUUACACUUCCACCGACUCUGAAGGUAAUGUCACCACUGGUGUUACUACUUACCCAGUUGAGCACACUUCAGAUGAAGAGGAACUAACUACUGCUACUUACACUUCCACCGACUCUGAAGGUAAUGUCACCACUGGUGUUACUACUUACCCAGUUGAGCACACUUCCGAUGAAGAGGAACUAACUACUGCUACUUACACUUCCACCGACUCUGAAGGUAAUGUCACCACUGGUGUUACUACUUACCCAGUUGAGCACACUUCAGAUGAAGAGGAACUAACUACUGCUACUUACACUUCCACCGACUCUGAAGGUAAUGUCACCACUGGUGUUACUACUUACCCAGUUGAGCACACUUCCGAUGAAGAGGAAUUGACUACUGCUACUUACACUUCCACCGACUCUGAAGGUAAUGUCACCACUGGUGUUACUACUUACCCAGUUGAGCACACUUCAGAUGAAGAGGAAUUGACUACUGCUACUUACACUUCCACCGACUCUGAAGGUAAUGUCACCACUGGUGUUACUACUUACCCAGUUGAGCACACUUCCGAUGAAGAGGAACUAACUACUGCAACUUACACUUCCACCGACUCUGAAGGUAAUGUCACCACUGGUGUUACUACUUACCCAGUUCAUAACACUUCCGAUGAAGAGGAAUUGACUACUGCUACUUACACUUCCACCGACUCUGAAGGUAAUGUCACCACUGGUGUUACUACUUACCCAGUUCAUAACACUUCCGAUGAAGAGGAAUUGACUACUGCUACUUACACUUCCACCGACUCUGAAGGUAAUGUCACCACUGGUGUUACUACUUACCCAGUUGAGCACACUUCUGAUGAAGAGGAAUUGACUACUGCUACUUACACUUCCACCGACUCUGAAGGUAAUGUCACCACUGGUGUUACUACUUACCCAGUUGAGCACACUUCUGAUGAAGAGGAACUAACUACUGCUACUUACACUUCCACCGACUCUGAAGGUAAUGUCACCACUGGUGUUACUACUUACCCAGUUCAGCACACUUCUGAUGAAGAGGAACUAACUACUGUUACUUACACUUCCACCGACUCUGAAGGUAAUGUCACCACUGGUGUUACUACUUACCCAGUUCAUAACACUUCCGAUGAAGAGGAAUUGACUACUGCUACUUACACUUCCACCGACUCUGAAGGUAAUGUCACCACUGGUGUUACUACUUACCCAGUUGAGCACACUUCAGAUGAAGAGGAACUAACUACUGCUACUUACACUUCCACCGACUCUGAAGGUAAUGUCACCACUGGUGUUACUACUUACCCAGUUGAGCACACUUCCGAUGAAGAGGAACUAACUACUGCUACUUACACUUCCACCGACUCUGAAGGUAAUGUCACCACUGGUGUUACUACUUACCCAGUUCAGCACACUUCUGAUGAAGAGGAAUUAACUACUGCUACUUACACUUCCACCGACUCUGAAGGUAAUGUCACCACUGGUGUUACUACUUACCCAGUUGAGCACACUUCCGAUGAAGAGGAAUUGACUACUGCUACUUACACUUCCACCGACUCUGAAGGUAAUGUCACCACUGGUGUUACUACUUACCCAGUUGAGCACACUUCAGAUGAAGAGGAAUUGACUACUGCUACUUACACUUCCACCGACUCUGAAGGUAAUGUCACCACUGGUGUUACUACUUACCCAGUUGAGCACACUUCCGAUGAAGAGGAACUAACUACUGCAACUUACACUUCCACCGACUCUGAAGGUAAUGUCACCACUGGUGUUACUACUUACCCAGUUCAUAACACUUCCGAUGAAGAGGAAUUGACUACUGCUACUUACACUUCCACCGACUCUGAAGGUAAUGUCACCACUGGUGUUACUACUUACCCAGUUCAGCACACUUCCGAUGAAGAGGAAUUGACUACUGCUACUUACACUUCCACCGACUCUGAAGGUAAUGUCACCACUGGUGUUACUACUUACCCAGUUCAUAACGCUUCUGAUGAAGAGGAAUUGACUACUGCAACUUACACUUCCACCGACUCUGAAGGUAAUGUCACCACUGGUGUUACUACUUACCCAGUUGAGCACACUUCUGAUGAAGAGGAAUUGACUACUGCUACUUACACUUCCACCGACUCUGAAGGUAAUGUCACCACUGGUGUUACUACUUACCCAGUUGAGCACACUUCCGAUGAAGAGGAAUUGACUACUGUUACUUACACUUCCACCGACUCUGAAGGUAAUGUCACCACUGGUGUUACUACUUACCCAGUUCAUAACACUUCCGAUGAAGAGGAAUUGACUACUGCUACUUACACUUCCACCGACUCUGAAGGUAAUGUCACCACUGGUGUUACUACUUACCCAGUUCAUAACGCUUCUGAUGAAGAGGAAUUGACUACUGCAACUUACACUUCCACCGACUCUGAAGGUAAUGUCACCACUGGUGUUACUACUUACCCAGUUGAGCACACUUCUGAUGAAGAGGAAUUGAUUACUGCUACUUACACUUCCACCGACUCUGAAGGUAAUGUCACCACUGGUGUUACUACUUACCCAGUUGAGCACACUUCCGAUGAAGAGGAAUUGACUACUGCUACUUACACUUCCACCGACUCUGAAGGUAAUGUCACCACUGGUGUUACUACUUACCCAGUUGAGCACACUUCCGAUGAAGAGGAACUAACUACUGCUACUUACACUUCCACCGACUCUGAAGGUAAUGUCACCACUGGUGUUACUACUUACCCAGUUGAGCACACUUCCGAUGAAGAGGAACUAACUACUGCUACUUACACUUCCACCGACUCUGAAGGUAAUGUCACCACUGGUGUUACUACUUACCCAGUUCAGCACACUUCUGAUGAAGAGGAACUAACUACUGCUACUUACACUUCCACCGACUCUGAAGGUAAUGUCACCACUGGUGUUACUACUUACCCAGUUGAGCACACUUCAGAUGAAGAGGAACUAACUACUGCUACUUACACUUCCACCGACUCUGAAGGUAAUGUCACCACUGGUGUUACUACUUACCCAGUUGAGCACACUUCUGAUGAAGAGGAAUUGACUACUGUUACUUACACUUCCACCGACUCUGAAGGUAAUGUCACCACUGGUGUUACUACUUACCCAGUUCAUAACACUUCCGAUGAAGAGGAAUUGACUACUGCUACUUACACUUCCACCGACUCUGAAGGUAAUGUCACCACUGGUGUUACUACUUACCCAGUUGAGCACACUUCUGAUGAAGAGGAAUUGACUACUGCAACUUACACUUCCACCGACUCUGAAGGUAAUGUCACCACUGGUGUUACUACUUACCCAGUUGAGCACACUUCAGAUGAAGAGGAAUUAACUACUGCUACUUACACUUCCACCGACUCUGAAGGUAAUGUCACCACUGGUGUUACUACUUACCCAGUUGAGCACACUUCAGAUGAAGAGGAACUAACUACUGCUACUUACACUUCCACCGACUCUGAAGGUAAUGUCACCACUGGUGUUACUACUUACCCAGUUGAGCACACUUCAGAUGAAGAGGAACUAACUACUGCUACUUACACUUCCACCGACUCUGAAGGUAAUGUCACCACUGGUGUUACUACUUACACAGUUGAGCACACUUCUGAUGAAGAGGAAUUGACUACUGCUACUUACACUUCCACCGACUCUGAAGGUAAUGUCACCACUGGUGUUACUACUUACCCAGUUGAGCACACUUCCGAUGAAGAGGAAUUGACUACUGCUACUUACACUUCCACCGACUCUGAAGGUAAUGUCACCACUGGUGUUACUACUUACCCAGUUCAGCACACUUCCGAUGAAGAGGAAUUAACUACUGCUACUUACACUUCCACCGACUCUGAAGGUAAUGUCACCACUGGUGUUACUACUUACCCAGUUGAGCACACUUCCGAUGAAGAGGAAUUGACUACUGCUACUUACACUUCCACCGACUCUGAAGGUAAUGUCACCACUGGUGUUACUACUUACCCAGUUGAGCACACUUCCGAUGAAGAGGAAUUGACUACUGCUACUUACACUUCCACCGACUCUGAAGGUAAUGUCACCACUGGUGUUACUACUUACCCAGUUGAGCACACUUCAGAUGAAGAGGAAUUGACUACUGCUACUUACACUUCCACCGACUCUGAAGGUAAUGUCACCACUGGUGUUACUACUUACCCAGUUGAGCACACUUCUGAUGAAGAGGAAUUGACUACUGUUACUUACACUUCCACCGACUCUGAAGGUAAUGUCACCACUGGUGUUACUACUUACCCAGUUCAUAACACUUCCGAUGAAGAGGAAUUGACUACUGCUACUUACACUUCCACCGACUCUGAAGGUAAUGUCACCACUGGUGUUACUACUUACCCAGUUGAGCACACUUCUGAUGAAGAGGAAUUGACUACUGCAACUUACACUUCCACCGACUCUGAAGGUAAUGUCACCACUGGUGUUACUACUUACCCAGUUGAGCACACUUCAGAUGAAGAGGAAUUAACUACUGCUACUUACACUUCCACCGACUCUGAAGGUAAUGUCACCACUGGUGUUACUACUUACCCAGUUGAGCACACUUCAGAUGAAGAGGAACUAACUACUGCUACUUACACUUCCACCGACUCUGAAGGUAAUGUCACCACUGGUGUUACUACUUACCCAGUUGAGCACACUUCAGAUGAAGAGGAACUAACUACUGCUACUUACACUUCCACCGACUCUGAAGGUAAUGUCACCACUGGUGUUACUACUUACACAGUUGAGCACACUUCUGAUGAAGAGGAAUUGACUACUGCUACUUAC